AUGGCGUUAAAUUUCACGCAAGAAAUAAGCGACAUCGGACCAAUGGCCUACCCUCUGAAAAUGGUUUCUAGAGAGAUGGUAGAACAUAUGCUUGGCUGGAACAUUCCAGAAGAACAUCAAGACCUGGUUCACGAGCACUGGAGGAACUUUCCAGCCGUCAGCAAAUAUUGGCACUAUUGCUUGGCUUUAAUAUACGCAAUGCUGAUGGUUACAUCACUCGUCGGAAACGGAAUUGUUAUCUGGAUAUUUGGCACUUCAAAAUCUCUACGCAGCGCGAGCAACAUGUUUGUGAUUAACUUGGCUAUAUUCGAUCUGAUGAUGAUGCUGGAGAUGCCUCUGCUGAUCAUCAAUUCAUUCUACCAGCGUCUCGUGGGAUACCAGUUGGGCUGUGACAUAUACGCCGUUUUAGGUUCCCUGUCUGGAAUCGGAGGGGCGAUCACAAAUGCCGUUAUCGCAUUCGAUAGAUACAAGACUAUCUCCUGUCCAUUGGACGGUAGAAUCAAUAAGGUGCAAGCAUCUCUUCUUAUAGCCUUCACGUGGUUCUGGGCCUUACCAUUCACCAUUCUACCAGCUUUCAGGAUAUGGGGACGAUAUGUUCCGGAGGGAUUCUUGACUACAUGCUCGUUCGAUUACUUCACUGAUGACCAGGACACGAAAGUGUUCGUUGCCUGCAUCUUCGUGUGGAGCUACUGCAUCCCGAUGACGCUCAUAUGUUAUUUCUAUUCACAGCUCUUCGGCGCUGUUCGUCUACAUGAACGCAUGCUACAAGAGCAGGCCAAAAAGAUGAACGUGAAGUCAUUGGCGGCAAAUAAAGAAGACGCCAGCAGGAGUGUGGAGAUCAGAAUAGCUAAGGUCGCCUUCACCAUAUUCUUCCUAUUUGUUUGUGCGUGGACACCUUAUGCAUUCGUCACUAUGACCGGGGCGUUUGGAGACAGGAAUUUACUGACGCCCAUAGCCACAAUGGUACCAGCGGUAUGCUGUAAGGUGGUGUCUUGCAUAGAUCCAUGGGUUUACGCCAUUAACCAUCCAAGAUACAGGGCCGAGCUCACAAAACGUCUCCCAUGGUUGGGCGUUCGCGAAUCGGAUCCCGACGCUGUCUCCACAACAACGAGCGUCGGUACUGCUCAAUCGCAAGCCACGGCCGAAGCUUAA
Molecule: messenger RNA, 1152 nt
Organism: Bombyx mandarina (wild silkworm)
Lineage: Eukaryota; Metazoa; Arthropoda; Insecta; Lepidoptera; Bombycidae
Gene: Rh5
Product: Rhodopsin 5
Biological process (GO): visual perception; G protein-coupled receptor signaling pathway
Cellular component (GO): membrane
Molecular function (GO): G protein-coupled receptor activity
Source: RefSeq, a predicted model, not a curated record